GUAUUUUGUCGGUGCUCCGGCAUCACUGAACAGCACACGUACCUCCGCUGCAGCUCCACGGCUCGCUGUCAGGUGCGGAUCAGACCGACUCCAGUUUCAUAUCCUGCGAUCACCCCUCCACACACGGUCUGUAUUUCAGAAACGCUAAAGGAUUUAUUUCACCACUCUGUUUAUGAAUUGCGACUGAUAAAGACCCUUAGGCUGGUGUGGAGUUUUGUAACAAAAGGAUUCCUGUGUGCACUGGAAUAUAUCAGCCGAAAAUGAGGAACUGUUGAGCACCGUCAGGUCACUUUGGAGCCAUACUGUGCGUGGAUGCCUCCGACCCUUGCUGGAUGAUUCCAUCUCAGUGAUGAAAGGCUUAUCCAGCAGCCGCAGCCACCACCACGUGGUGACAUGUGACCCCUCUUUUGACUCCAUGGGUCACCACUUGGACCACAAGCCCUACCUCAUCAGCCAGAUCGACAACCCCCACCCAGUCGACCACUCUUACUACUCCCAGAGAAGCCCUUACCAGCCCGACUGCGUGGUGCCUUACGGGACCUUCCCCCGCCGACACUACAGCUCUCAGCAUGAGCUGAAGGACGAGACCGCUGUGGUUCCCUACACUGGGGGAGGGGUUCCAGCCAACAAGGGCCAACAGCGUCUCCCUGUCGCCCUGUUGGAUCAGUUCGAUCGGCAACUCCCAGUGCCUCGGGAUGGCUAUCACACGCUGCAGUACAAGCGUGCCGCCGCAGCCUUGGAGCAACGGAGCGACAGCCCUGGCCGAAUCCGGCACCUGGUACACUCCGUUCAGAAGCUCUUCACCAAGUCCCACUCACUAGAGGGCCCUCACCAUGGUCAUGGCCACGGCAAGGGCAGCAUCAACGGAGGCAAGGCCAGCCCCGACGGAGAACCCCCUGCUAUUCGGCACCGCAAGCGCAGCAAGAGCCGGGAGCGCUGCAAGUCGGCUGAACCCAAGAAUAGGACGCCACCUUCUGGCUACUGGAGCUCAGAUGAAUUGGAACGCGAGGCCUGCCUAUUUCACCAUGGACCACCGGGCGUCAUGACCAUGGGCCGUCACCCGGAUAAGUCGCAGUCGCAGUACUUCUUGGAAGCCUACAACACCAUCAAUGACCAGGCACUUAAAAACUCCCGCAGCAGCAAUGAUUUGGGCAAGUGCUCGACGUGCACGAGCAUCCCGCUGAGCGUGGACGCUUCACAGCUCGUGAAGAAGAGCUCAUGGUCGUCCUCUCUCACGGUGAGCAGAGCACGUCAAGUCUACCAGAAGGCCUCUGUAAAUGUAGAUAAGGCUCUAAUGAAAGCAGAGGCUUGUCAGCAGGAGCGCUCAUGCCAAUUCUUGCAGGUCCCUCAAGAUGAGUGGGGAGGCUUUCCACUGGGGAAAGAUGAGGAUAUCCCGUGCAGACGCAUGCGCAGCGGGAGUUACGUGAAAGCCAUGGCUGAGGAAGACAGCGGAGAUUCGGACGGCAGCCCUAAACCCUCGCCCAAGAUGCAGGCACGACGGGCCAGCUACCUCAAAGCCACACAGCCAUCACUCACAGAGAUGACCACCCUAAAUAUCUCUACAGAACACUCUCCAAAGCUGCAGAUCCGGAGUCACAGCUACUUGCGAGCGGUGAGUGAAGUUUCCAUCAAUAGGAGCAUGGACACCCUGGACCCCAAAGCUCUGCUAGCCUCUCCCCAAUACCGCUCGCGCAACGAGAGCUACAUGAGGGCUAUGAGCACCAUCAGCCAGGUGAGUGAGGUUGAGGUUAAUGGGCAGAUCGAGGCAGUGUGUGAGAGUGUGUUUAGUGAAAUGGAGUCACAGGCAGUGGACGCCCUGGACCUGCCCAUGCCUGGGUGCUUCCGCAUGAGGAGUCACAGUUACGUGCGUGCCAUCGACCAGGGCUGCUCGCAGGACGACGAUGGGCCUUUGCUCCCGGCCUCCCCCCCGAGGACCACCACUACUGUCAGAACCAUCCAGAGCAGCACAGUAUCAUCAUGUAUCACCACCUACAAGAAGACUCCUCCGCCGGUACCUCCUCGCACCUCCACCAAGCCCUUCAUCUCCAUCACGGCCCAGAGCAGCACUGAGUCUGCGCAGGACGCUUACAUGGACGGUCCCGGGACGGGGGGUGAGCCCAUCCUCCACUCUGGCCUGAGCAAUUCCACCGAGAGCAUUGACAGCAUGAAAGCGCUGACGGCAGCCAUCGAGGCGGCCAAUGCUCAGAUCCACGGCCCUGCCAGUCAACACGUCAGUAACAGCACCAUCACCAUCAGCACUACCCCUCCCUCUCCGCUGCCCAUGCCUAUGCCUGUGCCCGUCCCCAUUCCCAUACCGGCCCUGGAUAACAUCCGCAGGGAUGUGCUCAGGAAGAGCAGAUGCCUUUCUAUUGGCAUCCAGGUGGAUGGGCCUGAGGACCAGGAACUGGAGGACCAGUCCAAGUUUCAGUCAGUGGGGAUUCAGGUUGAAGAAGAGCAUGGUCACCGGCGGUUCAAGCGCUCAAACAGCGUGACGGCAGCAGUACAGGCUGAUCUGGACACUCCGGACUACACACCAGCUGAAUCUCCUGUCACAGAUUUCCCCUCCUCGGGCUGCUUGUCCCGGCAGUACUCACGUGAUGCCGCCACCUCCACCGUCAGCAUCCAGGGCUCAGGGAAUCACUACCACGCCUGCACCUCAGAUGAGUAUGAGGACGUUGGCUUUGAUCCCUCCAUCCUGCCUCCACCUGACCCUUGGAUCGAUAGCGUAACGGAAGAUCCCUUGGAAGCCGUGGGCCGCUCGGUGUGUCAGCGAGACGGCCGCUGGUUCCUGAAGCUGCUGCAGGCGGAGACUGAACGUAUGGAGGGCUGGUGCAGGCAGAUGGAGCACGAUGAGAAGGAGAACAAGCUACCUGAUGAAAUCCUGGGGAAGAUCCGCAGUGCAGUGGGAAGUGCACAGCUGCUUAUUUCCCAGAAGUUUCAGCAGUUCAGGGAACUGUGUGAGGAAAAUCUGAACCCAAACGCUCACCCACGGCCAGUGGCUCAAGAUCUGGCAGGGUUCUGGGACAUGCUUCAACUUUCCAUUGAGAAUAUCAGCUUAAAGUUUGAUGAGCUUCACCAGCUCAAAGCCAACAACUGGAGACCCCUCGACCCCCCCGAGAGAAAGGAGAGAAGGCUGCCUCCCCCAGUGCCAAAGAAACCCCCGAAAGGCCACCCUCCCCUGGCCAGAGAUCGCUCGCUGGAAAGCACCGAGAAGCAGCGUCAGGAGGCGCGCAAGCGUUUGAUGGCGGCCAAACGAGCUGCUUCGGUACGGCAGAACUCGGCCACAGAAAGCGCAGACAGCAUCGAGAUCUAUAUACCUGAAGCCCAGACCAGAUUAUGAAACUGCCAAAUGCCAAAAUGCACUCACACAGGAACGCCCAAGUGCAGAAAUCCGCCGCGAGCACAACACGUCACACAGAUCUAUACUUGCCUAAUGCUAAGAUCACUGUAUAUUAGGAGCGACAUACACCAGCACCAUGAUAGCACAGUAGUAGUAAUUUGACCUUUCAUUACUGAAACAAAUGACAUCCAAGAUAGAUCUACAUCAUAUUUCUAUGACCCUUAAGACUUCAGGACAAAUGACUUGUUUAAUUUUACACAAGUGAAAACAAGGCUGUUUUUUGGGAAAGACUAUUUCAGGGUUUAUGAAAAUCUGUACGACCUGAACAUCCUGUGGUGGAAAUGAUCGAGGGACUUUCGUUUUGUACUUUUUUCAGUAUGAAUAUUCAGAUUUUUUAUUUGAGAAGCAGCACUGCAUAAAAUAUGAAAAACUGUUUUCAUAGUUUGUCUUGAAAAUAUACUACCGAUCUCUUUUGCAGAUUUCUUAGACAAAUCGAAAGUUACAAAAGCAGAAUUUAUUUGAAAUGGAAUCUUUCGUAACGCUACUGAUGACUUUACAGAACGCUCACUUUGGAUCAAUUUAAGGCAUUCUUCCUGAAUAAAAAUAUUAAUUUCUUUCAGAGAAAAAUAACUGGCCCCGAGCCUUUUUGUCCUUGAACACUGGCUAAUUUUUUUUCACUUGUUUUAAAGAUUGUUUUAAAAAGUUAAAGAAUAUGCCAGUGCUUUUACACAAAGUAUACUAGUUUUAAAGAUACAUUAUGUCUUAUGCAGUCAUGCUUCUCAAUUCAUCUUGUUUCAAAGAUUUCAAUAUAGUUUUACUAGAAAAUAUGUCAAAAACUCUCAUCUCGUCAAGAAUAUGACUUUUGCAGUGUGUAAUUAUAUACUGCUGGAUAUACAGCAGAACUGUCCCUCACAGCCUCGCUUGUAUUUGUGUCAAAUUAAAUAUUUCUACCCUGAAUAAAAUCUAUGACUAGAUCAUUCACACAGCUCAGCCACUUUAUAUACACUCUUUUUUAUGCAUGUGUGGUUACAUUCAGUUUGUUUGUAAACACAUAAUAGACAUGGUUACACAUGCACACGUGCAUAACAACCUCUCUCGUUCACCUUGUAGAUAAAUAUGAGCAUAUACACACGUAUAUAAUUUAUCAUUUAACAGUUUUACACAGACUUAUCACACAAGCUGGGUGUUUGUAAUAUAAUCUGUCUGUACCUUUUUCCUUAAGAGUUGAAGGAAUGUUAUAGCAGGUUUAAUGUUUUACUUCUCCAGUCGUUCCAUUUGUCUUUCUCUUUCACACGCUGUCUUAAUCUGAUGAUCUAAAGAGAUGUGAUCAUAGUGAAUUAUGUUCCUAGCCAUGUGAAGUAGGUAAACUCGCUCUCUCAGUCCCUCUAGGAAAUACUGUAUCCUGUUGGUUUUUUAGCAUUUCUGUUUUCUCAGAAGAGCAGAAGAACUGCUAGCAGUUCUUUCCUGCUUCUAUCCCGGCCCUUUUUUUUUUGUCGUACAAUUGGAAAAUGAUGACCAUAUGUUGAGCUAAAAGCAAUACUCGUAAGAAAUUCUAAUAUUCCUACAUUAUUUUGAUGUAGAGAUUCUGUAAAACUGAUUCAUUGCUAAUGAAAAGAUGCCUUCACUAUUCUGUAGCCAUUUCUGUUUCUUGCCAUUCUGAUGCUUGCUAUUGUGAAUGCUUAUCAAUGGCCACUCAUGAAUAGUUCUUAUUUUAAAUCCUCUUUAGUCAUACGUGGGACAUUUAGGCACAUUAUUAUAUUCUUUAGUGUAUUAAAUACAAAUAAUCUUACUAAUCAUUUUUCUAACAUAGAUUUGGGGCCUUCUGUGGAUUUUUAUGUAGACAAGUAGAGGUACUUCAAUGAGACGACUGCAAAAAAGUGACACUAGAAGGGGAGUUUUAAUAAAAUGCAAGCUUUUCAUCGUUCACGAGAUUAUGUCUUUCCAGUAGCAAUUUCAGUGACUUCAUUUAAUGUGUUUUAAUACUGUGUUGGGGCACGGGGGGAAGUUUUUUGUAAGCUUUGUGCUCAAAAGGGUUGUGACUCUGAGAGGACCGUGUGACUCUGCCUGAUCGGUCGUGUCAGGUGAGCUAAACUAGCGUUAAACUCUCAGGAAAAGACAGAGGUGAAGUGAGUGCAGCAAAUUCAGGGUCUCCCAGUAGUGAUGUUUUACGUGUGUUUUUGUGAGCGUGUUUGCGUGUUCAGUGCACACAGGUGUGAGUCUGUUUGUGUUUUGAAGAAUGUAUGUAUCUUUAUGGUAAAAAGGGGUGUAUGUGAGCCUGUGUGCAUCGUGUGUGUGUGAGAGAGAGUGUAUAAAAGUGCUUCCUGAUUUUAUUGGUUAACACAAUCUUUGAAUUUUUUCUGUUGGUUGAAGUCAAGUAGCCUCAUGAACUCGUGUACAGUAUCAAAGCCCCUUGUUCUUAUUUUAGUCUAUAUUGUUUGUACAAGAAAACAAUGAUGAGGAUGUUCCUGUAAGCAUGCAGACACAAUAAGAGUCCUAUAGAUAUAUAUCUAAUUUAUACUAUUGUUUAUUUAUGUACUUAUUUAUUUGUCUUAUCUAUUUAGGGUUUAUUUUAUACUGUUUCGAUUCUGUUUAGUGAUCUGUCAUGCCGCCCUCAUAUUGUGAAUAUGUUGUACUGUAUGUAUAAACAUUAUAUGUGCAUACAUACAAUGAACAAAGAAUAAAUUCUUCAAACUUUA
This is a messenger RNA of Cyprinus carpio (common carp), 6036 nucleotides long. RefSeq names its product DLG associated protein 1a (gene dlgap1a). The record is from RefSeq and is a predicted model, not a curated record. Gene Ontology annotation, molecular function: molecular adaptor activity. Gene Ontology annotation, biological process: signaling. Lineage: Eukaryota; Metazoa; Chordata; Actinopteri; Cypriniformes; Cyprinidae. Gene Ontology annotation, cellular component: postsynaptic specialization; glutamatergic synapse.